Messenger RNA from Daucus carota subsp. sativus, 3216 nucleotides. RefSeq names its product extra-large guanine nucleotide-binding protein 1. Gene Ontology annotation, biological process: adenylate cyclase-modulating G protein-coupled receptor signaling pathway. Gene Ontology annotation, cellular component: heterotrimeric G-protein complex. The coding region runs from base 394 to 3003 and encodes 869 amino acids. The record is from RefSeq and is a predicted model, not a curated record. The transcript has 8 exons. Lineage: Eukaryota; Viridiplantae; Streptophyta; Magnoliopsida; Apiales; Apiaceae. Gene Ontology annotation, molecular function: GTPase activity; guanyl nucleotide binding; G protein-coupled receptor binding.
AUUAAUAUUUGGAAACUUAUGGUGAUUUUCUACUACUGAAUUAGUCUUCUUAGUCUUGUACCUUCUUCAUUUAUUAGCUUUGUUGUUUCCAUUCCUUCAUUCACUCAACUAGUAUAAUCUUGCAAUCUUGAGCUCUUGAAUACGCUACUAGUUAGCUUGUAACUAUUUUCUUUAUUGUUUUUAAGUUGUGGGCUUUGUUGAACUGUCGUGUAUUUAAUGGGUUUGAAUAUUUUUGUUAGAUUUUCAAGAAUUUGGGUUUUUGAUGUUAUAUAGAGUUUGUUUUAGUUAGGUGGGGAAGUGAGAGAAGACUGCUGGUUUUUGUUUGUUUAUUAAGAAGCCUGUUUCCUGAUAGGAUUUUGAAAUUGAAGUUGAUAUUAUUUUGAUUGAAUUUUUAUGAUGGCUAGUCUUGUUAGAAGAUUUGUUCCGGAAAAGGCUGUAGAUUUUGAUGUCGAUGAUGAGUACAAUGUGGAGUACUCUUUUGCCAUGGAGUACAAGGGCCCUGCUGUCAGUUACACUAUUCCUCGGGUGGAUCCUCUGAAUGUUGAUUGUAUACCUAUAGCAGCUAGAGUUUCCACACGUGGUGUGGGUGAAAAUUUGUCACUUCCAGUUGUUCGGCCUAUUGUUAAAGCUGAUUAUUUGAAACACAAUUUAUUGAAGGUAGAGUCACAAGGAGAUGCAUCAUUGGUUCCAGUUACCAAUUCUAAUGAACUUGAUGUUGCUCGUGUACUUGAUGGCUCCAAGAGUCACAGGACAGCAUUUAGGGUGGUCAAUGUGAUUGAUACAUCGGGCGAGUUGGAAUUUUCGGAGAGUGAUGAAUGCCUUCCCAGAAUAUCAAAAAAGUAUGAAAGUUCUGGUACAUUGGGGUUUUUUGACAGUCAUGACAAUUCAUGUGACUUGUCAGAGAGCUCAGAUAUGGAGUGUGUACAUGAAGAUUAUAAUGAGAAUGGUGCGUCUUCUACAGGCCAUGAAGUGGAAGUGGCUAAAUCCAGUGUGAAGAAAGGGUCCUGUCAUCGAUGCCUCGUUAAAAAGCGGUUCGUGGAGAAGGAAGCUUGCUUAGUCUGCAAUGCGAAGUAUUGCUCUAGCUGUGUCGUAAGAGCAAUGGGGUCAAUGCCGGAAGGAAGAAAAUGCAUUACUUGCAUUGGUCGUAGAAUUCAUGAAUCUAGGCGAGCUAGCCUUGGAAAAAGUUCUCGAAUGCUUAGGCAUUUGCUCACCGAUGACGGAGUUAAACAGAUCAUGAGCCAUGAGGUAUCAUGUGAAGUGAAUCAAGUACCACCCGAACUCGUCAUUGUGAAUGGAAAGCCUCUCUGCCGUGAAGAGCUGUCUCAAUUGCUAGGCUGUCCAAACCCACCACGAAAGCUAAAACCCAGAAAGUAUUGGUAUGACAAGCAAUCUGGACUUUGGGGCAUGGAAGGAGAGAAACCUUGCCAGAUUAUUACUCCUCAACUGGAUGUUGGCAAUCCCAUCAUGCGAAACGCGAGCAAUGGAAACACAAAGAUCUUGGUCAAUAAUCGGGAGAUAACCAAACGUGAACUCUGGGUGAUGCAGCGGGCAGGAAUUCAUUGUGAAGGACAACCACACUUUUGGUGUAGUGCUGAUGGUUCCUUCCAGGAAGAGGGGCAGAAAAAUGUGAUAAAGCGAAUAUGGUUUAAGCCAAAGAUCAAACUACUAUGUUCUGUCCUAUCACUGCCUACCCCUUUGGAAUCUGCAAGUCCUGGUCAAGAAGAAGUUCAUGGUGUUGCUAAUGGAGCUGUACCCAACAAACUCGCAAAGAAAACAUCUCAUAAAUUGCUUAUGGUUGGCUAUGAUAAAUCUGGUACUAGUACCAUAUUCAAACAGGCCAAAUUUCUAUACAAAGUUCCGUUCUCGAAAGAUGAGCGUCAGAAUUUAAAGCACAUGAUUCAGAGCAACUUAUACAGUUACAUAGGUAUCCUGCUCGAGCAACGGGAACAAUUUGAAUUAGAAACUACAAAUGAAAUGGGGAUGAGAUCUAUUAAUCAGCCAGGUCCCACAGAUACUCUGAAUUCUGACGGUAUUAUCAAUACAAACAUGUAUUCCAUCAGCCGGAGACUUAAAGCAUUCUCUGAUUGGCUACUCCAAGUCAUGAUGUCUGGAAAUUUGGCCGCGGUAUUCCCCGCUUCCACUCGUGAAUAUGCACCAUUAGUUGAGGAAUUGUGGAAGGAUAGAGCCUUCCAAGCUACAUUUGAUCGGAUAAAUGAGAUACAAAUGCUACCUAGAGUUGCAAACUACUUCUUAAAUCGGGCUGUUGAGAUCUCGCGGACAGACUACGAGCCUUCUGACAUGGACAUUUUAUAUGCCGAGGGGAUUGCUUCUUCCAACAGUAUAGCUAGUGUGGAUUUUUCAUUCCCAAAGUCAGUAAAUGAUAGCUUCAUGGGCGCUUCAGAUCAAGAUGAUCCCUUGCAAAGAUACCAACUUGUAAGAGUUCAUUCAAGCAGCCUUGGAGAAAAUUGCAAGUGGUUGGAAAUGUUUGAAAGUAUGGAUCUCAUCAUAUACUGUGUUUCCUUGACGGAUUAUGACGAAUACAUUUACGAUAUCAAUGGAGUUCCGACAAACAAAAUGCUGGAAAGCAAGAAGCUGUUCGAAAGUAUAGUGACACAUCCAGUCUGUUCUCAAAAGGACUUUCUUUUGAUACUCAACAAAUUUGACUUGCUGGAAGAGAAGAUUGAACAGGUACCUCUCACUAAGUGUGAGUGGUUUCACGACUUCAAUCCGGUGCCCGGCAGCAGCAACAACAGCAGUACCAGGAAUCCCAUAGCACCACUGGCUCAGCGUGCAUUCCAUUAUAUUGCAGCAAAAUUUAAAAGAGAGUUCAAGGCGAUGACCGGAAAUAAGUUGUAUGUUUCUCGGGUUACAGGACUCGAAUCAGAUAGCGUUGAUGAAGCACUUAAAUAUGGAACUGAAGUUUUGAAGUGGAAUUAUGAGAAGCCAAGCUUGAAUAUGAAUGAAUGGUCAUCUGACAGUAUAGAGGCUAGCACUUUCUCAUGAUGUUCUUACAGAUUUGACAUUGGAUUUUGUAGGUACAUACAUUUCCCUUUUUUUUUUUUUAACCGUGUACAUGUAUCACUGUAACUUUAGAUAAACAUUUUGCACAUUGAAACCAAAUUCAGGGAAAGUUAUAUUUCAGCACUGUAAAUGAAUGAAAAAUACUAAUAUUAUUAUUCCCUUUUAGGAUUACAAUUUAAUCCCUGCCAUUUUUCA